This is a messenger RNA of Tarenaya hassleriana, 647 nucleotides long. RefSeq names its product probable histone H2AXb. The coding region runs from base 103 to 531 and encodes 142 amino acids. The transcript has 2 exons. NCBI's taxonomy places the organism in Eukaryota, Viridiplantae, Streptophyta, Magnoliopsida, Brassicales, Cleomaceae. Gene Ontology annotation, molecular function: protein heterodimerization activity; structural constituent of chromatin; DNA binding. Gene Ontology annotation, cellular component: nucleosome. The record is from RefSeq and is a predicted model, not a curated record.
GGAUUCAUCAAGCGUCUCAUCGUCUUCUUCUUCGUCGAUUUUGUCCCCAAAUCUUGGUGUAGGGAUUUUCCGUCGAUAUUAUAUUGUCGAGGAUUAUCGAAGAUGAGUUCUACUGGUGGUGCUGGAUCUACUAAAGGAGGGAGAGGGAAGCCCAAAUCGACGAAGUCGGUAUCCAGAUCGCACAAAGCGGGGCUUCAAUUUCCUGUCGGAAGGAUCGCGAGGUUUCUGAAGGCAGGAAAGUACGCCGAACGUGUCGGAGCCGGCGCUCCGGUUUAUCUCUCCGCCGUGCUUGAGUACCUCGCUGCGGAGGUUUUGGAGCUUGCUGGUAAUGCUGCUAGAGACAACAAGAAGAAUAGGAUUGUUCCGCGGCAUAUUCAGCUUGCGGUGAGGAACGACGAGGAGCUAAGCAAACUUCUUGGCAGCGUCACCAUUGCUAACGGAGGUGUUUUGCCCAAUAUUCACCAGCAUCUCUUACCCACAAAGGCUGGCAAAGGAAAAGGCGAUAUUGGCUCGGCUUCUCAAGAAUUUUAAUUUGUUCCCCUUUCGUUCGUUCUUGAUGUAGCAUAUAUAUAGUUUUUGCCUUGUGGGUCAUGAGAAUGCGGAAUUUGAACUUCGAAUUCGAGUCAAUUGAAUCAAUAUUAUAAUUC